Messenger RNA from Eurytemora carolleeae, 758 nucleotides. Its product is annotated as probable basic-leucine zipper transcription factor E. Bases 1 to 312 code for a protein of 103 amino acids. Lineage: Eukaryota; Metazoa; Arthropoda; Copepoda; Calanoida; Temoridae. The transcript has 4 exons. The record is from RefSeq and is a predicted model, not a curated record. Gene Ontology annotation, molecular function: RNA methyltransferase activity; RNA binding. Gene Ontology annotation, biological process: rRNA methylation.
AUGGCUUUGUCUCUUCCAAACCAACAUAUUCAAAAUUAUUGCACUCUGGAUCAAGUUAGAUUGAAAGAGAAAAAUGUUCUCGUGAUUGGAAAUGAAGGAGAGGGAAUCCCUUAUCCUUUACUUCAAAUAGUAGACCAAGGAUUGUUCAUAAAGUCAGGGAAAGGCGUGGCUCAAGACGACUAUGUGGAUAGUCUUAACGUGAGUGUUGCUACAGGAAUAACACUUCAAGCCCUUUUCAACAACAAUAGCAACAACAUUAACAACAAAAAUAAUGAUGAUAAUAAUGAUAACAGUGCCAAUAACAUCAGAUGAUGCACGGUGUUUAAUCAUAUUCGAUUAUGGAAUAAUUAUGAUUUUAAUUAUUAUAACUUCUAUCUGAAAUUGUUAAAUCAUAAGCACUAGCUUUAACAUCAUAAAUAUUAUCUUCAACAUCAACAAUAAUAGCUUCAAUAUCACCAAUAUAAGCUUCAACAUCAACAAUAGUUCUAUAUCACCAAUAUAAGCUUCAACAUCACCAAUAUAAGCUUAAACAUCAACAAUAGCAGCUUCUAUUUCACCAAUAUAAGCUUCUAUAUCACCAAUAUAAGCUUCAACAUCAACAAUAGUAGCUUCUAUUUCACCAAUAUAAGCUUCAACAUCAACAAUAGAAGCUUCUGUUUCAGAACCAUUGAUAAAGCACAGAAAAGUCCUCAUUACCAAAUCAACAAUAUUGAUGAAAUCUUAAUGUUGUUUUUUUAUCACUUAUUUUUAUUUUUUCA